This is a messenger RNA of Pomacea canaliculata, 2541 nucleotides long. Its product is annotated as G-protein coupled receptor 12-like. Gene Ontology annotation, biological process: G protein-coupled receptor signaling pathway. The coding region runs from base 540 to 1430 and encodes 296 amino acids. Gene Ontology annotation, cellular component: membrane. The transcript has 2 exons. Lineage: Eukaryota; Metazoa; Mollusca; Gastropoda; Architaenioglossa; Ampullariidae. The record is from RefSeq and is a predicted model, not a curated record. Gene Ontology annotation, molecular function: G protein-coupled receptor activity.
UAAUGUUACUUCAAGUGUUCACGGAGAUGUGUGGGUUGGACAAACGGAAGAUAUUUUUCCUUCAGUUCUAAAAGUUAAUUUUUUUAAAUGUAGAUCAAAUUUUCUUAGAUGUCAGAUACAACAAUAAACAUUGGCUGAUCAAUUGCUAGGCAACAAUAAGAGGACAUAUGCCCUCUGGCUAUGUAAAUGACCAGAAAUAAAGAAAUUCCGUUUUAAUUUUCUCUCUCAAGCAGGCUCGCGCGCACACACACACACAUUUCAUUUCUGUCACACUUGUCUGAGUGUGGGUUCUAGUUUUUUUUCCAUACUUUGAAGGUGCGCGUAUGUGUGUUCUAAAGACUGAGUAAAAUUAAGUGCAAGAUAUUAUCUUUCCAUGAUGUUGGUCUAGCUUGCCAGAUUCAACUCGGAUCCAUCUAGUAGUUGAGCACGUGCGCGUCAUCAUCCUCGUCGUUAGCCUUAUUGUCCUCACUUAUCAAUGAUUCAUAUUAUCAACAACAGCAACAGCACCUUCAGCAUUACCAGUGUUCCAGCACUAGAUCAUGUGCGAAAGAAUCAAUGACCAGCAUCCUCAAUUAGUGAGGAAAACAGACGUUGUCUUAACCUUCAGCAACGGCCUCAUAGUGUUGGCUGUGAUCACGACGCCGCACUUUCGAAGCUUGACUUACCUGCACAUCUGCAAUGUCGCGGUGGCAGAUUUUGGUGUAGGCCUCGGCGCCCUCCUUUCAGGAGCAUGGCCGAUGUGCAGCAUGGACGGGGCCGCAUCUGCGUAUUACAUCGCAAACACUACAUGCAGCUACUCGGCGGCCAUGGCUUCUCUACUGUGUCUGCUGCUGUUAGCCAUAGACAGGCUUGUCUACAUCGUUUAUCCUUUCGUCUACAUCAAGCCACGAACAGCCAAGCUGCUGAAGUUUGCCAUGGCCGCAGCCUGGGGAUUGUCCAUUUUUUCAGGAACAAUGCCUUUGCUGUUGUGGGGCUCUUCCACUGGAAAGUGCAUCAUUGGAAGCGUCGACCUGGAUUAUUACCACUCUGCAUUCCCCGGCAUCUUCCUCCCCGUCUCUGUCAUCUCCACCGCAUGCUACUUGAAGAUUAUCGCCGUCUCCCGCGACCAGCAGAGGCGGGUGGCUCAGUCCUGGACAGUGGCCGGCCACAAGGUGAUUCUUCCAUCGAAGGCCAAGUCUAUCACAGUUUUCUUUCUCAUCAACACCGUCUUCGUCUUGUGUUGGAUUCCGUUUACACUGGACACUAUAAUUUCCACCUGUGAAUACAGGUCUUUGCAGCGCCGUGAACUUCUGUUCUGUAUUGGAAACUUCAGCUCCGUUCUGAACGUUCUUUUGUACUCCUGGAAGAGCAAAGAGAUGCGAAAAAUUUACAGACGAUUGUUGUGCUGUGGUCAGAAACAAGAAACUAACUGUCCUGGCAAUUUCUCGUAAGACUGACAUCACUGUUAUCGUUUGAUUCCUUGUCUAUCGCUGUGCAGGCUUUGGGGUCAACCUGAGAGAACUCUGACCUCAAGCAGAACUCGAAGCGAAAGAAAAUAAGACCUGAAUCGGUCUCUCAAGCUCAGAGACUUCCCAUCUCGGCGCCAUAAAGAGUCUAGGGAAUUCUUUACAUGAUUUUAUCUAAAUUUAGGAUAGCUUAUUAGAAUGCUUUGUGUUUGGAGUCCAUUGUAUUUAUCACGUCAAUAGAUAUGAUGUUUUGAAAUGAAUGUGUUAUCACAGAUAUAUGGAUUGAAUCUUUAUUAAAGCAAAUCCUGACUUAGAGAUUUUGAAUAAACUAUUCGUUUCUAACACAUGGAGAGAAACGAGGAUUAUUUUAGACCAUAUUUAAUGAUUUUAACAAUCUUGUCAUCAAUAUUUGUAUUUUGUGAACCCUUGAAUGCAGAAUGUAUCAGUUUGUUAAUACCUCAUGAGAGUAAAAAGAAUAGAGAAACUAUUAAAAAAAAGGCUGUACAUAUUACAUAUUACACAUCAAAAGAACUUUGGAAUCUUAUUCAAAGCUAACCCUAGUGUAAAAUUACUUUUAAAACUCUGGGUUUCAUUCAUUCGCAUAAUUUGAUGAUCUGGGCAAAUAAAACCAUUCAGAUCCUUGUGAAAUUCAAACUGUUGACAGUAUUUUGCUCUGCUUUGACUAGAGCUCUAUGGCAACACCACAUCUGUAAAAUAAGCGCCCUGCUCGUGGGCGGCUAAACAAGAUCGUCCAGCUAUCAGGCAAAGUGAUCGGCACACAAUUGCACAAUCUAGAUAACAGUAUCUGUCAUUGCUCUACCCCGCUAGUAACCUCGCCUCACGCUCCGUCCAGCGGAGUCACGUGGUACCACAUGGGUCAACCUUGUCCACCAAGUCUUUUGUUCCUGCCAUGCAGCUUUGACAAUAAUUUGUAUUCAGAUAAGACAAUGCAUUGAUUGCAAGGCUGUGUAAUAAAUUAAAGAUAUUAAACGGUUUGUUAGUAACAAUACAGUGUGCUUCUAUUGCACGUGAUUCCAGGACGAGGCUGGCUCUCCGCGCUUUACAUUAAACUGUUUUGAUUGAAAAUUUAACUAAG